Messenger RNA from Rosa rugosa (rugosa rose), 1959 nucleotides. RefSeq names its product protein DETOXIFICATION 16-like. Lineage: Eukaryota; Viridiplantae; Streptophyta; Magnoliopsida; Rosales; Rosaceae. Gene Ontology annotation, biological process: xenobiotic detoxification by transmembrane export across the plasma membrane. The transcript is spliced from 8 exons. The record is from RefSeq and is a predicted model, not a curated record. Gene Ontology annotation, molecular function: antiporter activity; xenobiotic transmembrane transporter activity. The coding region runs from base 315 to 1787 and encodes 490 amino acids. Gene Ontology annotation, cellular component: membrane.
GAGAAAACCUUACGAGUCAAAACUCGAUACUUGCUGAAGAAAGUACCGUAGGCUUGCAAGGUGAGGAAAGACCGCGAGAGAGAGGAAUCGCUAAACGAGUGCAUGUAAAACGGCUCAGUCUAAAGACUCGUGAGCUAGCAAGUAUUGAUGAUCAUCAAGUACCUUGUAGCUUUAUUUGAUUGGUUCAGAUUCGGGGACUUGAAGAAGCCAGUUUUGAAAAUCUCAUCAACGAUCAGAGCAUCUCCUAAAGGAUGUUCUCAGCUAGCAAUCCUACCCACUAAUCUACUUGUCUUUGGAAAACAAGAACACAAGCAAUGGCUGACGAAGAACAAUCUGCUGGUCUUGAAUCACCCUUGAUUCCAGUUCAGCCCCAACAACAACAUGCAUUACAAUCAACAAGGGGACAAUUCACGAAAGGCGAAUUGUUCGAGGAACUGAAGAAGCAGUUAUUGUUGGCAGGGCCGCUGGUAUCAUCAAAUUUCUUGUUGUUUGGUAUGCAGGUUAUUUCAGUCAUGUAUGUUGGUCAUCUUGGGGAGCUAUCACUUGCAGGUGCUUCUAUGGCCACUUCAUUUGCAUCUGUGACUGGUUUGAGCUUGAUAAUAGGAAUGGGUAGCGCAUUAGACACAUUUUGCGGGCAGUCAUAUGGAGCAAAACAGUAUCAUAUGCUUGGGAUACACUUGCAGAGGGCAAUGCUUGUUCUUCUGCUGGCCUGCAUUCCUAUUGCAACUAUAUGGUUCAAUGCGGGCUACAUUCUUCAAUCCUUGGGUCAAGAUCCAGAAAUUGCCGCAGCUGCUGGAAACUAUGCUCGUUUCUUGAUACCUUGCAUUUUUGCUUACGCAGUCCAACAAUGUCAUUCUAGAUUCUUGCAAACCCAAAGCAAUGUGGUUCCUAUGAUAGUUAGCACUGGCACAGCAACACUAGUACACUUGCUUGUCUGUUGGCUUCUGGUAUAUAAGACAAGCCUUGGAUAUAGAGGAGCUGCUGUCGCAAUCUCCAUCUCAUAUUGGAUCAAUGCGUUGUUCUUGGUUGUUUAUAUCAGAGUUUCUCCCUCUUGUAAACACACAUGGACUGGAUUUUCAAAGGAGGCAUUUCAUGGAAUUCCCAACUUCAUAAAAUUAUCUAUCCCUUCAGCUAUAAUGAUCAGCCUAGAAAUCUGGUCAUUCGAAUUGAUGGUUCUGUUAUCCGGUUUUCUUCCAAAUCCACAGCUUGAAACCUCAGUGCUAUCAAUCAGCCUUAACACAUGCUCCAUGAUAUACAUGAUUCCUCUUGCAUUCGCCGCUGCAGCAAGCACAAGAGUUUCAAAUCAACUGGGUGCCGGGCAACCACGACUUGCUCGUCUAGCAGUAGGUGUUGCACUAUGCAUUGUUGUUACCGAAGGUAUUAUGGCUGCUGCUAUACUGAUACUGGGUCGAAAAGUUUGGGGAUACUGUUACAGCAGUGAAAAGGAAGUGAUCAAUUAUGUUGGACAAAUGCUUAUUUUGGUUGCGGUAUCCCACUUUUUUGAUGGACUUCAAUCUGUGCUUUCAGGUAUCAUAAGAGGAAGUGGACAGCAGAAGAUUGGGGCAUAUGUUAAUUUGGGAGCUUAUUAUCUUAUGGGAAUUCCUACUGCAAUAUUAUUAGCAUUUGUAUUCCACAUUGGAGGAAAGGGCCUUUGGAUGGGAAUCAUUGUUGCGCUAUUUGUGCAAGCACUGUCUCUUGCAAUCAUAAUCUUAUUCACAGACUGGGAAAAAGAAGUGAAGAAAGCUUCUGAUAGAGUAUACAACACACCAACCGCUUCUGAUGCGUAGAAAAUAAGAAGAUGUGUAUCGGCCCAAUGGCGGACGCAGUAUAGGACAAGUGGGGCUACUGCCCUCAGUGAACUAGUGAAUUUCUAUCAAUAUGGCGCCAGAGCGAUAGCUUAGGCAGUUAGGCAUGUAUAAUAAUAUAUGUUAUUUGAUAAGAAGCAUAAGUUUGAUUGGA